Protopolystoma xenopodis is the source of this 366-nucleotide messenger RNA. The record is from the annotation of a GenBank genome assembly. Lineage: Eukaryota; Metazoa; Platyhelminthes; Monogenea; Polystomatidea; Polystomatidae.
AUGCCUAUCUACUCCAGUCUAUUCAAGCAAUCAACAUUAGAUCGAUCAUCGCAUCUCACGUUGGUGCGCCCAUCUCUAGCAAAGGCAAGCACCAAGCCUGAGACAGCGGUAACAAGGGCACAAGCAACUUCUGUCGGGUUGGUGAAGGAGCACGUUAGACGAAAAGUCGGCCCUUGCAGCCUGUUUACCAGAGGAACCCGAAUCAUCGGCUUGGAGCACUCAUUUGAGGAUCUUUUAGGUGCUCUUCGAAUGGCCGGCGUCGUGGAGCUCGAAUCGCGUCCUCGUCCCAGCAAUGUACCCUCGUCAGCUAUCUUCCCUUUCGCGACCAUGCUGGAAGAACCUGACUUUGCUGAAGGGAAUGAUUAA